Molecule: messenger RNA, 6237 nt
Organism: Salarias fasciatus (jewelled blenny)
Lineage: Eukaryota; Metazoa; Chordata; Actinopteri; Blenniiformes; Blenniidae
Gene: znf831
Product: zinc finger protein 831
Exons: 5
Coding region: 540-5441 (1633 amino acids)
Source: RefSeq, a predicted model, not a curated record
CACGUCAAAGCGCUCAGACCGGAGAGGAGGCAGCGAGCUGAGGAUGGAGCCGCUCGGCGUGCACACCUGCCUCGGACGGAAGCUUCACACCAAGACCAAUGCGGUUCAAGAAAUUGUACAAUCACCAGAAAUCGUCUAAAAAGUAGUUCCGGGGACUUACAUUUUGGAGAUUCUGUCCUCACUUGAGACUGGACGCCCGCUGAAAAAUGUGUUUCUGCAUCGAGGCUGCAGCUUGUGCAGGAACCUGACGUAUUUAAACAGCUGCGCAAGAGAAAGAGCGAACGGGCGAGUAAGGUGAGUCCUCAUCAGUCAACUCACUCGAACAAUGUUCUCAAUUCGCUCCGAAAAAAGUCUCAAGUGUGGGUUUUCACAAGCAACCGACUGAACAGUGUGUCCCACGCCAACUGAAACAAUGCAGAAUCAGACGAGCAAACGUGCAGAGGAAACAUCGCAGCAACAGGAUAUGAAACUUGCCUGCCCCAAAUUGUGGCUCUUCAUCUUCUUGUGUAGGUGUUGUCAUGCUCUGAUUAGAUUAUUGUAUGAAUGUGACAGUCUGCGCGCAGACAAAGCCGCCGCACGCCGCCGGUACUCGGCGUAAUCGCUGCAGACCGGAGACUGAGGCAACAACUACUGUCAGCAACCACCUUUCAUUUCAGUGGGAGAUAAAAGCCCCCGAUGUGACUGUACACCGGUCUGAUCCCGCUCCCUCACCCCCCCUCUCCAGCACUCUCCAGCACCGCUGUCUGAUUCUCUCCACUGUAAUUAGAGACUUGGCACUGGUACAUCACGACGGGAGCAGCGUUACCAUGGAGACUGGCAAGCCGGGAUUGGCGAGCGCUCCCAUGCACAUCAGCUCAGUCGCAGCACAGGCGGAGAGCAGGAUGGACGUGCAGGCCCCUCUGACGGCGGUUUACAUCCACACGCUGCCGGCUCUGCCGGCUCAGCCUUACCGCCAGCCUCCGGCGGCCGUCCGCGAGCCGGCCACGCUCCAUCUGGCCGCUCCUCCGCUCUACUCCAAGGAGGCGAUCCCGUUCCUGACGCUCCACUUCGCCGGCGAGCUGCAGCCUCAGCCCGGGCUGAGCACCGCCGCCGCCGCUCCCUCGGCCAGGCUGAAGUCUGUGGGGAAACACGUGUGUCCUCACUGCGGACGGGACUGCAUGAAGCCCAGCGUGCUGGAGAAGCACCUCCGCUGCCACACCGGCGAGCGGCCGUACCCCUGCACCACCUGUGGAGUUUCCUUUAAGACUCAGAGCAACCUUUACAAACACCGGCGCACUCAGGCUCACGCACGCCUCUCGUCUGAGUCCGAACAGAGCAGCGUGGGCAGCCUGGACAGCAGCUCCAGAGAGGCUGGAGCCUCCAGCUGGUCUCUGGACGAGCAUGGUGAAGAGUCAGGCUGCAUGGACCGGGAUCCAGGGUUACCUGCGACGGACAACAUGAGUACAAAGAGUAUCACAAAGAUUUACCCACAAGCCUCUGUGAGUGAACAAAGUCGUCCAAACCUCAGCGGUCACAACAAAGAACAGAAUGAACUCAAAAACACACUGAAGGCAGAUGAAAUGCACAGUGUGGGCAGUGGUAAACCCGCUCUGAGCGUGGGCCGACACCUCACCCUGCAGAGACAGGAGGCCACACUGUUCUCCAAGCAGUGGGAAAGCUCCUUAUCCAGAGGGAAGUCCCAGAGCCAUGAGAGCACCGACUCCGGCUUCAGCGAGAGCAGCGAUCACUACCUGAGUCCCAGCAGCGUCUUACCUGAACAGAGCCAGGAUUCCCUCUCUGAACCCACCAAGGAGACCCCCGAAGCGACCACCUGUGCUGAAACAGGCUCCGGUGGGCCAGAGCCCAAAGACGCUGUGAGGAAGCAGGAGCAGAAAACUCUGGAGGAGCGCAUCUCCAAGCUGAUUUCAGAAAACACAGCUGUGGUGGAAGACAAACAGCUGGAGAACGUCAGACCUCGAAAGACUGUUCUGUCAAAGCAGGGCAGCAUCGACCUGCCCAUGCCGUACACCUAUAAGGACUCCUUUCACUUCGAGAUGAGGAGCAGUCAGACGUCCGGCUCAAACUUCAACAGGAAGCCAGCUCUGUACAGUUCCGUGCCCACCCAGCGCUCCUCCACCGUGGAGCAUGCCCCCCUGACCCGCAGCAACUCCCUGCCCUUCAGCGUUACCCUCCUGCAGCCCGAGAGCAGCAGCCCGGCCCCGUCCCGUAACAGCGAUUUUGUAACGCUCGUCCGGAGGGGAAGCUCGGGUCAGAUCAACCCAGCGGCUUUCACAGUGAGGCCCAUGAACCAGCACUCGUCCGCCCACCGCCCACUGGUCCGGCAGACAGCCGUAGAUUGCAACCACGCAGCAGACGGUCUCCUCCCGAAUUCAUCUGUGGAGGAGGCGAGCGGCAGCUUCAGCGGUGACAUGGACAGUGCUGACAUUUGUGGAGAGCCAAGCAACCGAAAGUUCCGGAGGAAGAAAGCACAGAAGUUUGCUUAUAACAAGUGGUACAUGUAUGGGGGGGGGACGUUUAAAAAGCUCUACAGUCCCGAGAAAAGUAGUGAAAACAGCGGAAUCAAAGGCAGGAAAUGCUCUACGAACCCAGAGCACGAUGGUCUGAAGAGGCUGACCACAGGACAGAAGGAAACAGUGACAGUAUGUGGUUCUGCUGGGAACUUCUCUCACAGCGGCUCUCCUCCGGGCCACCUGGACCCCCCCGCUGCUGCUUUACCCCCCGUCUCUGCUCUGGACCUGAAUCGACAAACGAGGACUGUCAUGGCUCCCCUGAGGAGGAACCUGUCUCUGUCAGUUCUUCCUUCACUGUCCACCGGACCAGCUGUCAGCCUCAGAGCAGACGGUGGGACCAGGACAGAGGCAGGUGACGGGACUGAUGAGGGGAAGCACAGCGGCUCAGCCUCACAGCUUCCUGGUCCUCACAUUCCCUCCAACAGGAAGAAGCAGAGGACCGACUGUAAAAUCACCUGCGCUCUGGAGCUGGACGCCAGUCCAGUCUCAGGGACUUACCCCGCCCCCUCCGUCCCUGCCGUUACGCCGCAGCAGGGCACGAACGUCACUUACAUCAACCUCAACGGGACUCCCAGCCACAGCCGACUGGAAGCAGCCCCCUUCCCUCUCGGCAGGGUGUCCGGGACGAGCGCCUCGCCGGCCGUGUCCGUCACGUCUCCAGCGAAGAGCAGCUUCCUGCCCAAGUACCAGCUCAAGCUGCCGAGCGCCGCGGAGGCCGCGUCCACCCCUCCCCCUCCUCCUCAGGAUAAAUGCACCGCAGAUUUCACCUCCACAGCGUCUGCUGCUCAGAGCGAGGCAGCUCCAGUCACCACAUGUGCGCCGAGCGGCGGCGAGUCUGCUGCUGCCUCGCCGGUGACGACGACGCACCAUCAGCUCCUCCUGCCGCGCAGAGUCACCGCCCUCUGCCACAAUCUGACAUCGAGUCUCGCCGUGACUCACAGGCAGUUCGCUUCAGCCACGAAAACCACCAGCUGCCUCCAGGACCAUCAGGCGGGGCUGUGCAGAGCAGGCCCGGGGCUCCCCUUAACGUCUGCCGCUGCGACAGCUUUCUCACAUCUGCCGUACCUCAGCCCAAACCCCGCUUCACCACAGCUCCCGGCGGCGUCCCACGGUCUGAGUUCUGCCGGUCCGGACGCUGCGGUGGCGCCGUGCCACGCCGUGCCCCUGGACCAGGUGCAGCCCGCUCCCCAGAGCGUGUUUCACGUCCAGACGGCAGACCUCCAGAUCUGCCUGCAGAUCAUUUCUGAUGAGCAGCUGGCCCUCAUCGAGCCGCAGAUCGAACGCCCGUCAGGUCCGGGCCUUUCACAGGAACUCGCAGACAGUGUUCAGAAUAGAGUCCAGAGUUCCGCCGCUGCCGACAGCACCGUCGACACAAGGCCCGGACAGAAGCAGAUGGACCAAAGUGAGCGUUUGCUGAGAAAAACUCCUCCGCUGUCUGCUCGUUUUGGGAAGCCGAGCCUCCAUCUGGCUGAAGGCAGCGUCUCCAGCCAGGCUCCGGUCCCGGCAGCGCCGUCCAUUUCCCCCGAAGCUCUCCGCCCGCUGCUACACCCACACGGCUACGCUCUGGUAAACAUGGAGCCUCGGGGCUCAGCGGGCGGUCUCAUGUCCGCUCACGCUUCGUCCGGAGGUGUGAAGUCGGAGAGGAGCCAGACUUCAGAGGAGGCACAGGCUUCUCUUUCUGUCAGCUGCCGCUCUGAUGAGCGAGUUCAGCACGAGGCCGGUGGAUCGGCCUCCUGCCAGCACAGGCUACACGUGAGCUCUCCGUCUCAGAAAAACCUAGAAACUGAACGGCUGGACGAAGGAUUCCAACAGAGACCUGAGAACGAGGGAGACUCACUGAAAGCAGCAGGUGAAGCAUGGGGGAGCGGCCGGAUGGAGGGAGGACAGAGGAUGUGUCAGGGACCAGGAGGAGCUCAGCUCUCCUCCUGCAGCCAUCAGCUGGAAGCUGCUUUCUCCGAAGCUCCAUUCAAACAGGAAGACGUGGGGCGUGGCAGAGCAGCACCUUUAAAUGAAUCGCAGGAGCUAAUGUGCUUGGUUCCCUCACAAAAAGGCCAAUUCACCUUUGAACCCUCAAACACGGAGAGGCCCAGAGACGUUCUGGACAUCCAUGCAACUACACACAACACCAACACAGGUCUCCUGGAGGGAGCCACUCCCCGGCUGAGAGAAAACAUGGACCAGGCUCUGAAGCACCACCAGGCAGACAACCUCCACCCAGGCCAGGAGGGGGGGCAGGACGCUGGGCCGGGGGGAGCGGAGACGAGUGGGGGGACGAUCACAGACAAUCCACCAGGACUAAGACAGCGAGCAGAGUCGGACUGCAGGGAGGAGGCGAUGGGCGAAGACAGAGAAGUCAUUACAAACUCCUGGCUUUCUGAGCAGCAUCUUUUGCGUCUUUCCCACACUGGCUCAGGAAUGUCUGAAUACCCUCCACAGAGCCCCAAGCAAGCCCCGAGCAGCGACACCACCCCCCCUCCAGUGCAAGAGACCCCCGACGGUCUCACACAGCAGGUCUGUGAACGCACCGCCAAACACCACCCGUCCUGUCAGUCCAGCUCCAACGCAGAGAGUCUGUCAUCAGGAGAGCAGAGUGUGUUUUCAGGGCUGGAACCCGCAGAGACUCCUGGACACCAGCUCGUUUAUGGAGACGCUCCUGUGGGGAAGUACAGCUGUGGUCAGCAGCUGCUGUCAGGAAGUCGCCUCAACACAAGCCAUCCAGCUGAUGCAGGGAGGGACAUCAGGUCGCCGCCAAAGACGCUCGCGAGUCCGGAACACGUGAGCCAGGAGUGCGGCGCUGCGUCCGAGCUGCUCCAGCUCUGCCAGCCCGUGGAGGCCCUGAGGCCGCUGCUGAGCUGCCAGGACUUCGGCCAGGACUUCAGCCGGGACAGCAGCAGCAGCGACGACGAGGGGAAGCUCAUCAUCGAGCUUUAAACCGGCACAAGCACCUUUUCUCAGGGGGCAGAAACAGACCGGCACUGGAGCUGCCGGUGUGCUCACACACUGUCCAGAUCCAAAUCCAACCACUUUCAUGAACUAUUUCCAGUUUCCCCAAAGAAAAUCAUAUAAUUACGACACUUUUUGCUUCAGAAGGCAAUCCUGAUAAUCUAUAAGCUUACACUCGCCAGACUACAAACUCAUCAGUGCUAAGCUAAAAACAUGCUAGCUCUUCGCUGUAGGAGUCUUUCAUUCGCUGCACUCAAAAAUCAGGGUGGACAUUGUCUGAAAAACCCAUAAAGACGGACUGAACUGUGAUCACUUCUCAUCUCAUCUCAUGUCAAGCAUCUCAUUUAGGGCUGCGUAUCCAAAAUUCAGGAUUCAUUUGACCUUUUUCCCUCUCAAAACAAAGAUUCCUCUCCCUGGUAUCUGUCCAGUUCUGCGAGGGCGAGCGGAGGCCAGCACAGCUUUACAAGGCAUAGAACUGAAGAAGACUUUUACUGUGAUUUUCCAUAGAAAGCAUCUGAUGUUUGAAACGUAUUUCUGAGAAUUUCACAACACAAAAAGAGCCAUGAGGUCUUUCUGAAGAUGCAAUGUUCACGUCGGAUUUGCUCCUAUUUUUCUCGAACUUUUUCAGGUUUUGUAAGAAGCUAUUUGAUCGAAUGUAAACUCUUUCUUAAUGUUUUUGUACCUUAUUGAACAUUGAAUACAUAUGGAAUUGCCAAAAAAAAAAGUGCUCUCAAAUGUCAUGAGAUGAAAAUGGGUCUACUGUAGUCCCCGGCCAUAAGACAGU